This is a messenger RNA of Gekko japonicus, 3230 nucleotides long. RefSeq names its product zinc finger protein 91-like. Gene Ontology annotation, biological process: regulation of transcription by RNA polymerase II. NCBI's taxonomy places the organism in Eukaryota, Metazoa, Chordata, Lepidosauria, Squamata, Gekkonidae. The transcript is spliced from 3 exons. The coding region runs from base 36 to 3230 and encodes 1064 amino acids. Gene Ontology annotation, molecular function: DNA-binding transcription factor activity, RNA polymerase II-specific; RNA polymerase II cis-regulatory region sequence-specific DNA binding. The record is from RefSeq and is a predicted model, not a curated record.
UGGAUCGUGGCCAAAGGGCUCUGCGUUCGGAAUUCAUGGCGGAGAUCUGUGGGGAUCCAACCUCUCUCGGUGAAGGGAAUGAGAGUGAGAAAAAUAGUGAAGAGGAGGGAAGAACAGCAGCAAAGCAGGAGAAAGGAAGGGAAUGUGUUGCUUUGGAAGGUGGCAACUUGCAUGAAAUUCCAGUCCAAGAGGAAUGUCACAAAGGAAAUCUUUCUCUUGACCCUGGAGAGACCGUUCUGACUGGUGAACUCUUAGGUAGUAACUCAAGCCUUAGCACAUGCGAUGGAAUAGAUAAUGAGGAAGACCCACAUAAAUGUUCCAUGAGCGGAAACAGUUUCAAUGCAAUGCAAAUACAUGCCUUACAGUCCAUCAAACACGCAGGGGAGAAACCAUAUAAAUGCUCCGAAUGUGGAAAGAGCUUCACCAAGAGAGAGCACCUUACUUCACAUCGAAGGACCCACACAGGGGAGAAGCCAUACCAGUGCUCAGAGUGUGGGAAGCGCUUCAGUCAGAGCAUAAACCUCACUUCGCAUCAAAGAAUCCAUACAGGGGAGAAACCAUAUAAAUGCUCAGAGUGUGGGAAGAGCUUCACUCAGAGAGAGCACUUGGCGUCACAUCACAGAAUCCACACCGGGGAGAAACCGUAUCAGUGCUCAGAGUGUGGAAUGAGCUUUAGCCAGAGCACAAAUCUCACUUCUCAUCAAAGAAUCCACACUGGGGAGAAGCCGUAUACGUGUGCAGAGUGUGGGAGGAGCUUCAGUCGGAGCACAGACCUCGCUAUCCAUCAAAGAAUCCACACCGGGGAUAAGCCGUAUUCGUGCACAGAAUGUAAGAAGAGCUUCAGUCGGAGCUCAGACCUUGCGACCCAUCUAAGAAUCCACACAGGGGAGAAACCAUACAAAUGCUCCGUGUGUGAGAGGAGCUUCAGUCAGAGAUCAGCACUUACUUUACACUACAGAACCCACACAGGGGAGAAACCAUACGUGUGUUCGGAAUGUGGAAAGAGGUUCAGUCACAGCAAUAGCUUUACUUCCCAUCAAAGAAUCCACACCGGGGAGAAACCAUACGUAUGCACCGAGUGUGGGAAGAGCUUCAGCCAGAGCUCGGACCUUUCUAUCCAUCAGAGAAUCCACACAGGGGAGAAACCGUACACAUGCUGGGAUUGUGGGAAGACCUUCAGUCACCGCAACAGCCUUACUUCCCAUAAAAGAAUGCACACGGGAAAGAAACCGUAUACGUGCUCCGAGUGCGGGAAGACCUUCAGUCAGAGCUCAGACCUUGUUAUCCAUCAGAGAAUGCACACAGGGGAGAAACCAUUCACUUGUCCAGAGUGUGGAAAGAGCUUUAGUCGGAGUUCAGACCUUGUUAUCCAUCAAAGAAUCCACACGGGAGAGAAACCGUAUCCAUGUCCAGAGUGCGAAAAGAGGUUCUGUCGGAGUUCAGACCUUGUUAUCCAUCAGAGGAUCCACACAGGAGAGAAACCGUAUCAGUGCUCGGAGUGUGGGAAAAGCUUCACUAAGAGAGAGAACCUGAAUUCCCAUCAAAAAAUCCACACAGGGGAGAAGCCGUAUGCAUGCCUAGUGUGUGAAAAGAGCUUCCGUCACAGCUCUGCGCUUACUUCCCACCAAAGAAUCCACACAGAAAAGAAAAUAGAUAAAUGCCUUGAGGGUGGGAAAAGUUUCAAGCAGAGAGUGCACGUUACAUCCCAUCAAAGAAUUCACACAGGGGAGAAACCAUAUAAAUGCCUGGAGUGUGGGAAAAGCUUCAGUCGUAGUUCCAAUCUUACUUCCCAUCAAACAAUUCACACAGGGGAGAAACCAUAUAAAUGCCUGGAGUGUGGGAAAAGCUUCAGUCAGAGUUCAAACCUCCGUGUUCAUCAGAAAACUCACACAGGGGAGAAACCAUAUACAUGCCUGGAGUGUGGAAAAGGUUUCACUGACAGUGCCAGUCUCACCUCCCAUCAAAGAACUCACACAGGGGAGAAACCAUAUGAAUGCCAAGAGUGUGGAAAAAGCUUCAGUUUCAGUUCAAACCUUAGUGUCCAUCAGAAAAUUCACACAGGGGAGAAACCAUAUAAAUGCCUGGAUUGUGGAAAAUGUUUCGGUGAUAGUGGAAAACUUACGUUGCAUCAAAGAAUUCACACAGGGGAGAAAUCAUAUAGAUGUCUGGAAUGUGGAAGAUGCUUCCGUGAGAGUGGAAAACUUACCUUGCAUCAAAGAAUUCACACAGGUGAAAAGCCAUAUAAAUGCUUGGAGUGUGGAAAAAGUUUCAGUCAGAGUUCAAACCUUCAUGUUCAUCAGAAAACUCACACAGGCGAGAAACCCUAUAAAUGCCUGGAGUGUGGAAAAAGCUUCAGUUUCAGUUCAAACCUUAGUGUCCAUCAGAAAAUUCACACAGGGGAGAAACCAUAUAAAUGCCUGGAGUGUGGAAAAAGCUUCAGUCAGAAUUCACACCUUAAUGUUCAUCAGAAAAUUCACACAGGGGAGAAACCAUAUGAAUGCCUGGAGUGUGGGAAAAGCUUCAGUCAGAGUGGAAAACUUACUUUGCAUCAAAGAAUUCACACAGGAGAAAAACCAUAUAAAUGCCUGGAGUGUGGACAGAGAUUCAGUCAGAGUGGAAAGCUGACUUCCCAUCAGAGAAUUCACACAGGUGAGAAACCAUACAAAUGCCUGGAGUGUGGGAAAAGGUUCACUGACAGAUCAGCUCAUACUUCCCAUCGAAGAAUUCACACAGGGGAGAAACCAUAUAAAUGCCUGGAGUGUGGGAAAAGCUUCACUGUAAGUUCCAGUCUUACUUCCCAUCAGAGAAUUCACACAGGGGAGAAACCAUAUAAAUGCUUGGAGUGUGGAAAAGGUUUCAGUCAGAGUUCACAACUUUCUGUUCAUCAGACAGUUCACACAGGGGAGAAACCAUAUAAAUGCCUGGAGUGUGGGAAAAGCUUCAGUUGCAGUUCACACCUUAGUGUUCAUCAGAAAAUUCACACAGGGGAGAAACCAUAUAAAUGCCUGGAGUGUGGAAAAAGCUUCAGGAAGAAUGGACACCUUGCUUCUCACCAAAGGACUCACACAGGGGAGAAACCAUAUAAAUGCCUAGAGUGUGGGAAAAGAUUCAGUGAGAGUGGAAAACUAACUUUGCAUCAGAGAAUUCACACAAGAGAGAAACCAUAUAAAUGCCUGGAGUGUGGGGAAAGCUUUACUGGCAGUUCCAAUCUUAAGAACAUAAGAACAUAA